AUGCGCAUAACGCGUGCAGCUUUGCGAGCUCAGGUUCAUGAGGAACCUCCCCAAUCACAACUUAUCCACGAGGAUGCCGACGCGGACACGGAUUCCUUCCAUCUUUCAGCUGGUAGUAACGCCAACACGGAAAGCUCGAGUCGGCCGCCCUUGAAAGAUAUUACUACCGAGACCAACCCGCCGAGUCACGAAGAUCCUUUUACCGACGAGUCCGGCUUGGCGCUUAAGAAGGCCAAGGGCAAGAAGAAGGGUAGACAGCAGACGAAGAAGGAGACCGAGACGGUCGAGACGGACGAUACUACCCACGGCGAACUCCCGCUUGACGAGGGUGACGCGCUGGCAGAAAACCGCGCAGCUCUCGACUCGGAUUCCAUAUUGCACCACGCAGCUAUCGACUCAGAUUCCAUAUUGCACCACGCAGCUCUCAACUCGACUUCUACACCGCACCACACAGCCCUCGACUCAGAUUCCACACCACACUACAUCACGGCUGAGGCUCCAAAGACCCCCAAAUUCAACCCAGCUAUCCACAAGCCCGUGGAAGGAAUAGCAGCUUUGACUGGCGACCUCAUUGAAGACUCGUUUGUAGAGAAAAUCACCUCGAGAACACCAGGCAGGAUGCUCUCGUCCAAAGGAGAGAGCAGGUCGCCCGACUCAUUCGUCGAACAGAUCACAUCGCGAACCUCACGAAUUGAAGACUCGGUCGAGGCUAUUGACGCGUUGGAAGACGCAAUCGAAAGGAUUGCCGAGACACUCCCAGCUCUGGAAGAUCUGAAGAUGGAGUCCCCAGUCAAGUCUAGGAAGAACACCCCCGCCCGCAUCAACCUUUCAUCAGAUGGCCUUGCCUUAAGGUCAACCAAGAAGGCCGGGCUAACGCCAGCACGAACUCAGCGUGAGUCGCCUGCAAAGACGCGAACCGUGCCCAAAGCCAGCGAUCGACCAAAGCCCACAGUCUCGCGACAGUCCUCUGUCAGGACUACAGGCAAGCCCGCAAUCAAACCCGCAGUCAAACCCGCAGUCGCUACGAACCCGGUCAAGAAACCGAUCAAUGAUGGGCACAAACCUCGACCAGCUGCCGCUCAACCUGCACCACCCUCACUCUCCUUCUCGAACUCCCCAGCUAAGAGCUUGCCGAAUACCACCAAGAAGCGCGUUCCUAGUGAGAACUUGUCCACCAGCAGGCCACCAUUUGUCCCCACCAAAUCCAGCAAACCACCGACCAAGCCAACGUUUCAACUACCAGGAGAGGCCAUUUCCGCCAAGUUGAGAGCCGAACGUGAAGAGCGGCUCAAACGUGAAGAAGAAACUGAGAAGGAAAGGAAGGUGUUCAAGGCUCGUCCAGUUCCUGCCAAAGUAGCUCGACCAAGUGUCGUGCCCCGAGAGAACAAGGCCAGUCAAGCGAGGAUGAGUAUCUACGCCAAUGGUAUCAACAAGGAGAACGUUGCCCCCAAGUCCACUACUGUUUCUGAGCCAAAACCACGUCCUUUGUCGCUCGAUGCAAAACCUAAGGCGGCAGAUUCAACCGCCACGAAGGCGAACUCCAGUGUUCGACGUACCGCCUCUUCAGCUGCGGCACAGAAGCCACGUGUCUCAUCCCUGAAUCUGACAGCCGGUCAAAAGUCCGCCGUCACCAAGAACGACGCCGUCCACCAGAAAGCUAAAGGAAAAGAGGUCUUCGGGCGUAGUAAAGCCGAAAUGGAACGUGCGGAGAAAGAGCGACGCGAGAAGGAAGAGGCCACACGGAAGGCUAGGGCGGCCGCUGCAGAGAGAGGCCGGCAGGCCAGUCGCGAGUGGGCAGAAAAACAGAAGAAGAAGAUCGCUCAGCAGGCACAGGCUAAGCUCCUGGCGGCCAAGGCAAGCGAGGGUGUCGAGCAACAGGUCGUAGCAGGUCAUGACGGUACCGGCAUGGACAUGGGCGCGAGUACGAGCACCGGCACGGUGGCCGCUGCUUCAUAG
Messenger RNA from Cladophialophora yegresii CBS 114405, 1956 nucleotides. RefSeq lists its product as uncharacterized. NCBI's taxonomy places the organism in Eukaryota, Fungi, Ascomycota, Eurotiomycetes, Chaetothyriales, Herpotrichiellaceae. The coding region runs from base 1 to 1956 and encodes 651 amino acids. The record is from RefSeq and is a predicted model, not a curated record. The transcript has a single exon.